AAACAAAUAUUAAAAAAAAAAAAAGAAAAAAAAAUGCUAAACGCUCAACAUAAACAAACCCAUUAAAGAAUUUUUAAGAAUUCAUAAAGAAAUUCUAAAAUUAUACAACGAAUUAAAAAAAUUGAAAUUAGAAAAAAUUUAUUAAAGUUGCAAAGCGUGUUGGGACAAGCAUAGCGAGCAAAACGUCAAAUCUCAGAGAAUAAAAAAGAAAUUAUGAAAAAACUAAAAAAAAGUUGCUCUGCUGGCCAAAAAUAAUAAGGAAUUGUGCGAAAUUUUUUAUGUUGUGUUCGUUUAAUUGCAAUUAAGGGCAUAGUAAAAGCAAAAGAAUUUUUUUAUGUAAAUUUUUUUUUUCGUUUCACACCACAAGACCUCCCCCGGUGUUGAAAGCCGAACACUUAACGUAACACCGGGAAUAGUUAUGGCGUUGUUUUAGACACACGAGAUUCUAUAUGAUUUGUGCGAAAUUUGGAAUUUUUAAAUUUCUGCUCAUUGUUCAAAAAGGACAUGGAAAGCAUUUGUAGAUUGUGUUUCCAACCAGCAGCGUUGUUUCAAGUCCCUGGUUAUAAUAUACCCACCUGUGUUAAGUGCUCCGAACAUUUGACCAGCACCGGUAACGGCUUUUAUCCAACUGUUACCGGAACGACGGCCACACAAGCGGCAGCAGCCGUAGCUAGUGUAGGUGCAGUGGCCACAGCUGUAGCGGCGGCAGCAGCAGUUAAUGCUGCUACUACUAACGGCACAACCACGGCCAGUUUAAAUCAACAGCAACAACAGCAAUUACAACAAUUGCAAAACGCUGUUAACGAAAAUUUACAAAAUACCGAAGAAAGCGAAGAGCCGCAGCGUCAAACGCGCCGUCCUCGCCAGAACGGUAUUAAAAACAAAUUACAACAAAUCACCAUGUCCUCCUUCGAAUUGGAGAAGACCAUACAACAAUUAGAUGUGGAUUUAAUAUUUAAUGAAGAGGGCUCUUGCCCUCUGUGCAAUAAAACAUUUUCUCGUAAAUCUUCCCUUUCAACGCACAUACGGAAUCAUGCCAUCGAAAGAAAAUUUGUGUGCACUUAUUGUCAUAAAGGAUUUACUCAAGCGGCCAAUUUAAGAAACCAUGAACGCAUACACACCAACGAUCGUCCCUACGUAUGUGGUGAUUGUGGUAAAACGUUUACCCAAAUCACAAAUUUAAAUAAUCAUCGUCGUUUGCAUACGGGUGAACGACCUUUUGUAUGCAUCGAACCGGAAUGCGGUCGUUCGUUUGCUCAGGUUACAAAUCUCAAUAAUCAUAUGAAGACCCACCAUAAAGUUCAACAAUACUGUUGCAAUCAGUGCCCGAAGAAAUUUACGCAAGUCACGUCGCUCAAUCAACAUUUGCAGGCACACGCCGGCAUAACCGGGUACUAUUGUCCGCGCUGUCCGGAAAAAACCUUUAAACAACAAUCGCAACUGCACACUCACAUGAAAUCGCAUGGUCUGGCCUUUCCCUUUGAAUGCUCGAAAUGUGAUGAGAAAUUCUUGCAGCAAGCCCAUCUGGACCAGCAUUUAAAAAUGCAUGAUGAGUUUAAAUUCAAAUGCAAUAUAUGUCCUAGUUCUUUUAAUCAGGAAUCGUUGCUGAAAAAACAUGAGCAACGUCAUUUAGAGGGCAGAUACAUCGCUUGUCCUGUGCCCAAUUGUAAUGAGUCGUUUGCUGUUCGCCAACAUCUCUCCAAACAUUUGUUAAAUAGUCACUCGCACACAGAGCUGCCGCCGCCAAAACGUUCGAAAAAACCAAUAACUCUGCAACCUCCACAACCUCAGCCCGUCACCAUGAUCGGUCAGCCAUUGUCGCUGCAACAUGCGCCACAACGUGGUCGUCCUCCUAAAAAUAAAAAUAAGAAUGCUGUUAACAACGUUAGCGGUUUAUCUAUACCCCAGCAAUUAAAUCAGCAUCUGCAACAACAGCAACAACAGCAGCAACAACAACAGCAACAAUUGUUACAGCAACAACAGCAGCAACAUCAGCAACACUUGGCGUUAGUUAAUCAAACGAAAAAUUUCCUUGAACCAUUUUUUAAGUUGUGCUAACGAUCGGAUUACAAACCCUAGAAAUAAACACAUAUGAAGAAAUAAAAUGAAAUAUAUUAACUUAAAUUUCUUUAAAACAUAUCCUACACAGCCACGAAAUAUUUAUAGAACAACAACAACAACAACAACAGAAAGAAAAAAAAAAACAAGAAAAAUAUUCA
Messenger RNA from Glossina fuscipes, 2219 nucleotides. RefSeq names its product zinc finger protein 436. Gene Ontology annotation, biological process: regulation of transcription by RNA polymerase II. The transcript is spliced from 10 exons. Lineage: Eukaryota; Metazoa; Arthropoda; Insecta; Diptera; Glossinidae. The record is from RefSeq and is a predicted model, not a curated record. Gene Ontology annotation, molecular function: RNA polymerase II cis-regulatory region sequence-specific DNA binding; DNA-binding transcription factor activity. The coding region runs from base 505 to 2058 and encodes 517 amino acids.